This is a messenger RNA of Prosopis cineraria, 1105 nucleotides long. Its product is annotated as calmodulin-like protein 3. The transcript has a single exon. Lineage: Eukaryota; Viridiplantae; Streptophyta; Magnoliopsida; Fabales; Fabaceae. The coding region runs from base 377 to 835 and encodes 152 amino acids. Gene Ontology annotation, molecular function: calcium ion binding. The record is from RefSeq and is a predicted model, not a curated record.
UUCUGGAUCACUGCCCAUGUUGUGAAAUCUUAUCAGAAACCCAAGUAAUUAGUUAUUUGAAUCCCAAGCAUUCUAUUUGUUACGCCUGAAAUCAUUUAAACGCAAACAACCUCGCAGCGCAAGCCAACCAAAUAUAACGAAUGAUUUAACGCAAUUGAAGGACGAACAUGUCAUCUGUUCAAAACACCGAGCUAGAAAAAUUAUUAGUUCCAGUCUGCUAACCUCACAAAACGUUCGCCAAUCUGCCUGCAUCUAAAUCCGUCGACCUGCUUGCCCAUUCUUCAUCUUCUUCUGAGAACCGUUAUAUAUUUUUCUUGCGAUUCGAUUGUCCUCUUUUGCAUCAUCAUUGCAUAUUUGCACUGGAAGCGAAUAAUUAAUGGAUCCAGCAGAAGUACGGCGAGUAUUCCAAAUGUUCGAUAAGAACGGGGAUGGUAAGAUCACGAAGAAAGAGCUCAGCGACUCCCUAGAAAACUUGGGGAUUCGCAUCUCGGAUCCGGAUAUGAUCCAAAUGAUCGAGAAGAUUGACAUAAACGGAGAUGGGUGCGUCGAUGUUGACGAAUUUGGAGAAUUAUACAAAUCAAUAAUGGACGAUAAAGACGAGGACGAGGAUAUGAAGGAGGCGUUCAACGUGUUCGAUCAAAACAGGGAUGGGUUCAUAACAGAAGAAGAAUUGAGCACGGUUUUGGCUUCUCUGGGGCUGAAACACGGGAAGGCACUGGAAGAGUGCAAGAGAAUGAUCAAGAAAGUGGAUGCAGAUGGGGAUGGAAUGGUCAAUUUUAUGGAGUUUAAGCGAAUGAUGAAAGCCGGUGGGUUUGCCGCUGCCUCUUUAAGCUGAUACAAACAGAGAGGGUGCGAGUCUAUCCUCUCAUCCGUCAAUGAAAUAAUUAUAUGGGUUUACGAAUAGAUAUUGCAUAUACUUGCUUAUGCGGAUGCUUAUGAAGAAAAAAACAAUUUAGGAGGCCCUUUUCUACUUGGUUUCAUGUGUUAUACUCCCAUCAAAUCCACCAUAGCACGACUUCACAGUUUAAGAAUAUUAUGCUGUUUUGGUUUCUCUAUUUCUCAUAUAUCCUCCUCGAUUUCCUUAAUUUUUAACCAACAUCAAGGG